This is a messenger RNA of Salvia miltiorrhiza (redroot sage), 723 nucleotides long. RefSeq lists its product as uncharacterized. The record is from RefSeq and is a predicted model, not a curated record. The transcript has 2 exons. NCBI's taxonomy places the organism in Eukaryota, Viridiplantae, Streptophyta, Magnoliopsida, Lamiales, Lamiaceae. Bases 199 to 543 code for a protein of 114 amino acids.
UAUUAUUAUUAUUAUUAUACUUAUUUAUCAUAUAUAAAUGUUUAUUUAUAUCUUCAUAAACAGGCUGCAGCGAGGGGAGUCCCCGUGUCGAGUGUGAUAUAUGACUCUUUUCGAGCUUUACACGUGAAGAAGGAUGGAACUUACACCGAUAAGAAGUCUGAAAGAAUCGAUGUGGAGGUACAAGAAAUUGCUGCAGAGAUGGGCCAAUCUAAUCCUGAUACGCCCGUGGAUAUGAACAAGAUUUAUCUAGAUGUCUUGGGAGGCGGUUUAGAUAAAAAGCAAAGAUUGUUCGGCACAGGUAGUCUCGCAUCGACCUUGAAGACCAAUAUAUCGGGAGAGAGUAGUACUUCAGCUAUGUCCGACAUUGACAAAGAGCAGUAUGCCACUCGCUUAGGAGAUGUAGAGGAGCAGCUUCAAGCGGAGCGAGAAAGGACAUCCCGAUUAGAAGAACAUGUUAAAGUUGCAAUGGAGAUUAUCAAGCAGUUGCAAGGGCAAUCAAGCAGUGCCACUAGCCAUCCAAAUCCACCAUCACAUGUUCCAUGAUUAUACAUGUGUUUUGAUUUUGAUAUCGACUAUCUCUAGGUGCUUGGUUUUGAAAUACUUGUUAGAUAUGUGAUUUUUAAACUAUUUUGGUUUGUGACUACUAUUUCUAGUUGUUUGGUUUUGAAAUACUUGUUAGAUACGUGAUUUCUAAACUAUCUUGGUUUAUGACUAUUUUGGUUU